Messenger RNA from Ceraceosorus guamensis, 920 nucleotides. RefSeq lists its product as hypothetical. The coding region runs from base 120 to 629 and encodes 169 amino acids. The transcript has a single exon. The record is from RefSeq and is a predicted model, not a curated record. Lineage: Eukaryota; Fungi; Basidiomycota; Exobasidiomycetes; Ceraceosorales; Ceraceosoraceae.
CCACGCACGACCGCCACCACCGCCAUCACCACGCACGACCAACGCCACCGCCACCACCACCGCCGCUUUCCUCGCAUCCCCAUUCCAACGCCACCGUCACCACCGCCGCCGCUUUCAAAAUGUCCCUACUCGACAAGUACCAACACCUCUCUGCGGAGCAAUGCCGCACGAAGCUGAAAAGAGGAGAAUUUGCGGAAGAAGAGAAGGACAUCAAGGCCAUGGUGCGUGCUAUCACACUGCGUGCAGGAUCGCAUUCUCACCAUUUCCACUUUCCCAGAUCCACUCAAAAGAUCAAGAGGAGGCUAGCAUACCCACAGCCCCAGCUUGCGGCCACUGCCAAGGCGCAGGGAUCGAGUGCAUGCGGCCGACCCUCCAGACCGCCCUCAGGUAUGGAGGUAAAAGCCGCUCCAUUCAGAAAUGCCUUGGCUGCAAGCGGGCUGGGUCAAAGUGCUACACCACCAUCGAGGUGGAUAAGAAGAGCGUGCCAUACGAGACGGAGUUGGCAGCGAGUGCUUCGCACCGGGUGGGAUUGGUCAUCAAGUAAGUUCAAUGCUGCGCAGCAGGCGCAUACAUGCACUCAUGCAAGUGAUCACUCUGCAGCACCAACAAUAGCGAGAUGUUUUGGGUAAAGCGGGCUCUAAAAAUUGCAGAGGAAGACGGUGCAGAUGCAGAAGGCCAGGAGGAAGAGGAUGACGUGUCGGACAGCGAGCUGCAGAGAAUCUCUGCAAGGUCGCCGACAUUGAAGCGCUCCUCGAUGGCCCUCACUUCCUCCUCGCCCAGCAAAAGGGUGCGCAAGGAGGAUCCCACGAGCAAGCUGCUGCAAUGUGCCAAGAUUGCAAGCCAGCGUGGCAAGAAAGACCUUGUUGAUGUCUUUUUGGAGGAAGCAGUGAGGCCGUACAAAGCGUGUCUGAAAAAUGGAG